This is a messenger RNA of Lottia gigantea (owl limpet), 375 nucleotides long. RefSeq lists its product as hypothetical. The transcript has 2 exons. The coding region runs from base 1 to 375 and encodes 124 amino acids. Lineage: Eukaryota; Metazoa; Mollusca; Gastropoda; Lottiidae. The record is from RefSeq and is a predicted model, not a curated record.
AUGUUUAUUAUUACUAUAAUUACAGUUCCUGUAUCUAGUGUAGAAAACACCAAUAAAAAUGAAGAUCUUAUUAAAGAUAGAACUGUCAAUUUAGAAUGUAAAACAACUGGAGGAUAUCCUCUACCAAAUAUCACGUGGUCUAUUGAUACUAGAAUAUUGAUGACGUCAGUUAAUACAACUACCAGUAGUUUAUCAUAUCAACCUGUUGUAUCAGAUCAGGGUCAAAGGUUACAAUGUUCAGCUACCAAUGGUUAUGGUCAAUCUCAAACAGAUUCAUUUCAACUUGAUAUUAAGUUUGUGGCGUUGUUAACGCGUAAGAUUAUCAGGACCACAAAACCAAAAACAUUAGAACAGCGUUCACACAGAUUUUAUUAA